AUGCCCUAUUCCACCCCGUUCCUCCCCUUGACUGUUUCUGCCUCUGCCUCGUACCCGUCCGCCGCCUACCAGCUCCUCACUGACGCACCGAAACAGCAGGCCCAGCGCCCGCCACCGCAGCAGCCUCACCAGCGCGCCGCUUCAGGAGCGCUCACCUCGUCUGACGGAGCCGCUGCUGCCCAGGCCGGCUCGACAAAGGCAGCCGCAGCCGCACCCGCCCAAAAGCCCACCACGUCGUUCUCGCGCCGCUCCACCCUGACGUCCCGCUUUCCUCUGCUGCGGAAGGGAAGUCGCGAGGCUCCGGGCCAUCUACGAGGCAACAGCGUCUCCGCUCCGCUCCCCGACUCGCCCUUCCUCACCACCGGCGCCCCGCGUGCUUCGUCCUCGUCCUCCCGUGGCAGAAUUGACCGCCAAUCCGACGAACCCCUCCUCCGCGAACCCUCCGUAAACGCUAGCCUCAGGUCGGAGAGCCGCGACGCCGCUGACAGCGCCUCGCCCUCCGCAAACGACUCCCACGAGCCUGCAAAGAUGCAUCAGACAUCUUCACGGCUCCUCCGCAUGACGGACGAUGAGCGGCCGUUCACGAGGGAUUUCAAAGACUUGUUCUCCACCCUGAUGGUUUCCCUACCGCUCACUCCCCAUCGUGUGAGGUUUAGGAUGAUCGAUUUCACCUUUACUUCGGACGAAGCUAUCACAAACCUGGGGUCCCUGAAGUUCUCCCAAUCCAACCGCAUGCCGGAUCCGAAGGACUCCUCACGUGUCGUCACUACGACCACGACCACGACGUUUUCCAUGGCGAAAGAGAUGGCUCGGUCAGUAUGCACGAAAUUUCUCGAGGCCAAAUUCAUAGAGUCUGUCGAGGGCAAGACGGACUUCCAGAACAAAAGCUCCGUCUGGCAGCUCACGCCAAAAGGCAUUCAUAUUCUUGAGCGUUUCUGCUCCCGCAACGGCAUCCAGUCUACCCACGUGAAGGCUGUGAUAGAGUCCACCCGUAACCCUCACCAGCUCGUUAUUCUCGAGCGCAACACAGAAACCGAUAAACUGCACAACGAUGAACAGACUGUUGAAAUCAUCUUCCGCCGUUUCGUCGGCGCUACUGCAAACGAGGCUCAGUCAGAUUCGGACUCGAUCCAUGAGUUCUCUAAGUGCGAUAUUGGCGUUCGGACCAUAAAACACAAGCCGACAUCUAGCCGUCCGUAUGAGUACACUUUCAACGGCAGAAAUGCUGCCGAGUGGCUCAUGGACUGCUCCACGAUGGUUGACCGUCGGGAGGCCGUCGAGAUAGGAUCUAUGUUCCUCCAACUAGGUCUCAUUGCACCAGUGGAUUCGCGCGGGCCGUCCGAUAAGUUCCAGCCUCUUAAGCAGGUACAAUAUUAUAUCACGCAACAUGGUGAACGCGUUGCAGGAUGGACUCUUCCCGACGAUGCAUCAAUAGCCGCGGACGCGACAGCAGUAAAGGCCCGCGACGGAGCUGCGCGCGAUUCGAACAGUAACCGCACCAACGUCAUCAUCCGUAACCCAUCGUGGCGCCUGCUGUACCGCGAGUUCCUCAAGGACACCAUGUGCGAAGAGAACCUCUCGUUCUACCUGGAAGUGCAGGAGUUUAACACUCAAUAUCGGGCUGCGGUUAACGCCAGCGGAGACAACAAGAUCGAAACCAUUCGCGAGACGCUUGCUGCGGCUUAUGGCUUGUAUAACGCAUUCUUGGCACCCGGCUCGCCGAACGAGCUCAACAUUGACCAUGCUCUCCGCACACAGCUUGCUACACGCAUGACCCGUGCCGUUGGUGACGACAAUGCGAUGAUGCAGAGCCUCGUCGAGGUCGCGUCUCUGUUUGAGAAGGCACAGAACUCAAUUUUCAAAUUGAUGUCAAGCGACUCUGUACCAAAAUUCAUCAAGCACCCAAAGUACGGUCCUCAGCUACGGGGCCUCGAUGCUGCCGCCGCUGCCGCGUACGCCGCCCAGACACCUAACUCGUCUCGAUCAUAG
Messenger RNA from Trematosphaeria pertusa, 1989 nucleotides. Its product is annotated as RGS-domain-containing protein. Lineage: Eukaryota; Fungi; Ascomycota; Dothideomycetes; Pleosporales; Trematosphaeriaceae. Gene Ontology annotation, biological process: intracellular signal transduction. Bases 1 to 1989 code for a protein of 662 amino acids. The transcript is spliced from 5 exons. The record is from RefSeq and is a predicted model, not a curated record.